AAAAACAACGAGCUUGUGACCAAAAAUUGACUUAUGUAUGUAUUUUUCCUGAUAAAUUUAACGUGUUGUAUUUACGUGAAAUCAAUAAUAUAUUUUAAUGGUAAAGAAACAAUACCAAAACAGAAUUAAUAAAUUAGAAUGAUGGUACUACUACGAUACAAACGGGAAAUAUUUAUCAACGAAACGAGAAUCGACGUCAGUACCUUUACCAGAGUAUGUUUUGUAUAUAUAUUAUUAUCAAUGGUUUUUAUUGCCAAUGCUCUACCACCAGUUAUUCGAGUAGGUGCAAUAUUUACGGAAGAUGAGCGCGAGAGUAGUAUCGAAUCUGCAUUUAAAUACGCAAUAUACCGCAUCAAUAGAGAAAAGUCUCUAUUACCCAAUACGCAACUUAUAUACGAUAUUGAAUAUGUUCCGCGUGACGAUUCUUUUCGGACAACAAAAAAGGUUUGCCGACAGUUGGAGGCUGGAGUUCAAGCGAUUUUUGGUCCAACAGACCCAUUGCUUGCUGGUCAUGUACAAUCUAUAUGCGAGGCGUAUGACAUACCCCACAUAGAAGUUCGCAUUGACCUUGAAAUGAAUUCCAAAGAGUUUUCCGUCAAUUUAUAUCCAUCCCACAAUGUUUUAACAUUAGCAUAUAGGGACUUAAUGGUGUACCUAAAUUGGACAAAAGUGGCCAUUAUUUACGAAGAAGAUUACGGUCUUUUUAAUUUGAUGCACUCCUCGAAUGAGAUGAAAACCGAAAUGUAUAUAAGGCAAGCUAGUCCGGAGUCCUACCGAGGAGUAUUACGCGCGAUUCGCCAAAAGGAAAUCUACAAAAUAAUAGUUGACACUAGUCCAUCGAACAUAAAAAAAUUUUUCAGAUGCAUACUACAGUUGCAAAUGAAUGACCACCGAUAUCACUAUAUGUUUACAACGUUUGAUUUGGAAACGUAUGAUUUAGAAGACUUUAGAUACAACAGCGUAAAUAUUACGUCGUUUCGUUUAGUUGAUGUCGGUAGCAAACGAUAUUUGGAAGUUAUUGAUCAAAUGCAAAAACUAAAACACAAUGGAUUGGACAUAAUCAAUGGAGUCCCAUAUAUACAGACUGAGUCUGCGCUGAUGUUCGAUUCGGUGUAUGCAUUUGCAACUGGAUUACACUUUCUUUAUUUGGAUGAUGGUAGCCCAAAAAUAUCAGUUAAAAACUUGUCUUGCACCUCUGACGAAACCUGGGAUGAUGGUCUUUCAUUGUAUAACUAUAUAAAUUCAGCUGCAAUAGAUGGGCUGACUGGUAAUGUCAAUUUUGUGGAAGGUCGUCGAAACAAAUUCAAAAUUGACAUUUUAAAACUGAAGCAUGAAAAAAUUCAAAAGGUUGGCUUUUGGGAACCAGAUAUGGGAGUAAAUAUAUCCGAUCCAACAGCAUUUUAUGACUCUAAUAUCGCAAAUAUAACUCUAGUAGUGAUGACAAGAGAGGAGCGACCAUAUGUUAUGGUAAAGGAGGAUACAAAUCUUACAGGAAAUGUAAAGUUUGAAGGCUUUUGUAUUGAUCUUCUUAAAGCGAUUGCUCAACAAGUUGGAUUUCAAUAUAAAAUCGAGUUAGUUCCCGAUAAUAUGUAUGGGGUUUACAUACCGGAGACCAAUUCAUGGAAUGGAAUUGUUCAGGAGCUAAUGGAAAGGCGUGCUGAUCUAGCUGUGGCGUCAAUGACAAUUAAUUAUGCGCGGGAAAGUGUUAUUGACUUUACAAAACCUUUUAUGAACUUGGGCAUAGGAAUUCUAUUUAAGGUGCCGACAAGUCAACCUACAAGGCUGUUUUCAUUUAUGAACCCAUUGGCAAUCGAGAUAUGGCUUUAUGUGCUAGCUGCUUAUAUAUUAGUAUCCUUCGCACUAUUUGUGAUGGCUCGAUUUUCGCCAUAUGAGUGGAAAAACCCCCAUCCCUGUUACAAGGAAACGGAUAUUGUGGAAAAUCAGUUUUCCAUAUCAAACAGUUUUUGGUUUAUAACAGGAACAUUUUUACGACAAGGAUCAGGACUGAACCCAAAGAUUUCAGAUCGAGCUCAAACGAAGUUUUUCUCGUUUAUGAAUCCACUUGCUAUUGAAAUAUGGUUCUAUAUAGCAUUUGGAUAUAUUUUUGUGUCAAUCUGCAUUUGGAUAGUCGCCCAUUUAUCGCCAAUCGAAUGGGUAAAUUGUAAGCCGGCCUGCUCUAUGGCCUGUGACCAUGUUUUAAAUAAAAUUCGAAAAGCAAAUCAAACAGAUGAACAAUUGGAAUUAGCAGACUUGACAGGCAUGUCAGAAAAUGAGCAAGAUAACAAUUGCAUUGAAAAUGAAACCGAAAUUAAGACAAAAACACAAAGCGUCCUUCCCUUCGCACUAUCGAAUGAUGUCGAUGACGAUGCUUCGGAUGAUAAUACAGUGGAGUUAGUUAGCAUUCAGAACAACUUUACAUUAAAAAAUAGUUUUUGGUUUGCAAUCGGCGCUCUUAUGCAGCAAGGUUCCGAUUUAUAUCCUAGGGCAACAUCUACAAGAAUCGUCGGCGGAUGCUGGUUCUUUUUUUGCUUAAUUAUAAUAUCCUCAUAUACGGCCAACUUGGCUGCAUUUUUGACAGUCGAGCGAAUGAUUUCACCUAUAGAAAGUGCUUCAGAUUUGGCAGACCAAACGGAAAUUUCAUAUGGUACUUUAGAAGGUGGAUCAACAAUGACAUUUUUCAGGGACUCUAAAAUUGGAAUUUAUCAAAAAAUGUGGCGUUAUAUGGAGAAUCGAAAGGCGGCUGUGUUUGUUAAAACGUACGAAGAUGGAAUUAAACGUGUAAUGGAAGGAAACUAUGCAUUUUUAAUGGAAUCCACAAUGCUGGACUAUGCUGUUCAGCGUGACUGCAACCUGACGCAAAUAGGAGGCCUUCUUGAUUCAAAGGGCUACGGCAUUGCGACUCCUAAGGGCUCUCCUUGGAGAGAUAAAAUUUCACUUGCCAUUUUAGAAUUACAAGAGAAAGGCAUUAUUCAGAUAUUAUAUGACAAAUGGUGGAAAAAUACUGGGGACGUUUGCAAUAGAGAUGACAAAAGCAAAGAAUCGAAGGCUAAUGCACUGGGAGUAGAAAAUAUUGGUGGCGUGUUUGUAGUUCUCCUUUGUGGACUUGCACUUGCAGUAGUUGUGGCCAUUUUCGAGUUCUGUUGGAACUCGAAAAAAAAUGUACACAUGGAAAAUCAAUCGCUUUGUUCAGAAAUGGCCGAGGAGCUUCGUUUCGCUAUGCACUGCCAUGGAUCCAAGUCAAAGCACAGACCGCGAAAACGUAAUUGUCUGAAAUGCUCUCCCCGACCCACAUACGUGCCGUGUAAUAUAAGUACACAAAAUGUGGGAGUUCACUAUAAUUAUUUUAGCUAAAUAAUGAACUAUUACAAUGGAAAAUGGUAACACGUAUAUUAUAUGAUACAUAUGUUUGUACAUGUGAAUAAAAAGAGAACAUAUUUUUGUAAUACCUUUAAAAUUAU
This is a messenger RNA of Drosophila obscura, 3458 nucleotides long. RefSeq names its product glutamate receptor ionotropic, kainate 2. Gene Ontology annotation, molecular function: glutamate-gated receptor activity. Gene Ontology annotation, cellular component: postsynaptic membrane; plasma membrane. The record is from RefSeq and is a predicted model, not a curated record. The coding region runs from base 139 to 3351 and encodes 1070 amino acids. Gene Ontology annotation, biological process: monoatomic ion transport. The transcript has 16 exons. NCBI's taxonomy places the organism in Eukaryota, Metazoa, Arthropoda, Insecta, Diptera, Drosophilidae.